Messenger RNA from Gloeophyllum trabeum ATCC 11539, 1698 nucleotides. RefSeq lists its product as uncharacterized. Gene Ontology annotation, molecular function: phosphatidylinositol binding. The transcript has 4 exons. Bases 28 to 1698 code for a protein of 556 amino acids. Gene Ontology annotation, cellular component: intracellular membrane-bounded organelle. Lineage: Eukaryota; Fungi; Basidiomycota; Agaricomycetes; Gloeophyllales; Gloeophyllaceae. The record is from RefSeq and is a predicted model, not a curated record.
CCCGCCCAACGCUGGACGACGGUGGCGAUGGCAGCUGCAGCCCGUCACCGUCAGGCGCCUCGUUCCCUCAAGUCCGCGUCGUCGGUCUCGACGAAUAAUCCGCCUCCCCCAAAGCCGACAUCCCAGCAGUCCACUUCUCUCGCGAAGCGGCUCUUGUUUCCGAAUCUGCCCCUUGGUGCAGAUCUACCGCCUCUGCUUGCGACGCCUUCGACGCCUGAACUCAAUGCUGAACUGUACGAUUUCAUAGCACUUGCCCUGCGUGCAUUUGUGAACCCUUGGUGGACGAAGAUCACGCGCUAUGACAAGGAAUUUGUCGUCGAAGUCAACCGCAUACUCACUGUUGUCAUUCGAGUGCUAGAGGAACGGCUGAUCAACGCCGAUUUGUCGCCUUUGGUGUUUGGUGACAUACCCACUCUGGUGAUGCAGCACUACAAGGACUACCGGAAUGCCGCUGCAAAGGUGUCAACGUCCUAUGCAACAGGAGGAUCUGCAUCCCUUCCGCAGCUGUUCCACCAGCUGCAACCCCACAUGGCCAUAACGGCUGAGGGAACGAUACACGAGGACUAUGUGCGCCAGGCUAUUGACCAUAUUCUCAAAGCGUGUCUGCCGCCCGAAGAUUAUGAGCCAGAUACCGAACGCUACAUCAUCCGCGAGAUUAUCCUGAAGGUGCUGCUGGGCAGCGUUGCACCUAGGGUCACGCAGCCAUGGUUUAUUUACAAGCUCAUCCUGGACCAACUGGGACCCGCGCAAGUAGCUGCUCCUGUGUCAGAGCCUGCAGAUUCCACACCCUCACAGCCGUUGUUUUCCCUCCAAUCACUCACUUUCCAGUCCCUCGUCGUCUUCUUUCUUUCCGCUGUCCAGUCCAUAUCAACGUUCUGCCUGGCGCUCAUCAACGCAUACAAACAUCUCAUGCUCACCAUCAAGCUCGUGAAUCAGUCAGCGCCUACUCAGCUUCGCGCCCAAACCAUCCCCGACGCCGCCAGUAAUAUGCCCCCCUCGCCUUCGCCUGGUUCAACGCCCAAAUCGGAAGAUAAAGUCAUACUGGGUGAACCUUCCGACCCGUCAUCGCAAACUCCCGCACAUUUCCACCCGAGCUACGCGGAUGGACCGCUGGCCAUGGUGGCAGAACUGCUAAACAUGCGCGAUCGGUUCACGUCGUCUACGGCGAUAGGCAUGAUAGAAUGGGUUGCCGCAGCUUCCAACCCCUUUCUGGACAAGUUCCUGCCGUACAUGCUAUACAAGCACGCGCUCUCGAGUGCCCAGAUCACGAACAUAGUCCGAAUUGCGAAGAACACGCUGUUCCCUAAUGGGUACCCUGCACCUCCACCUAUCGACCCUACGCCGGAGGAACAAAUACUCAUUCGCCAAAAUCUGGAGAAGCGGAUUUUAGAGAAGGUCCCAGCUGCUGCGUUACCUCUUCUUGGCGUGACGCCGGAGAUCCGCGCGGAGACAGUCAGGUCUCUCCUCGACCCACUCUCCUCGGCAGCGUGCAACGCCCAUCUCUUCCUGUUCGUCCUCGACCUCAUACUGCUCGCCAUUUUCCCUGAGAUGGCCGUAGCCGCUGCCUUGGGCGGCGACACGUAUACUACUGGAGGCACGACAGAUGGAGAGGGGAAUAAUGGGGGCGGGGAGGGUUUAGGGCUAGGUACGCUGAGUCGGACGACGUCGAUUACGCCCCCCGGAUCCGCACCGCUGUGA